AUGCUGACUGUGGUGGUCCAAGUGGAGCUGGGCAGUGAAUCAGGAGGAGGAUGGGAUGGGGCAUGUGAGCAGGUAAACUGUGCCUGUGUCUCCCUGCAGGAGGCAUGGCAGGAGCUGCUGGCACAAGUCCAGCCCUUGCUGGGCUCCGUGGGCCAAGGAUACAGCGUGGCCCUGUUGCUUCAGGGUCAGGAAGUCCAAGCACCCCAACUUGUGCCUCAGCUGCUGCAGAUGCUGUUUGAAGAAGCUCAGGCCCUGAGCCACUCGGACACUAUGCUUAGCACGCUUAGUCUGGUACAGCUCAACCCCCAUGGGAUGGCCCAGGACCUGCUCUCUCUGGCAGAAGAGAACCUAUCAGUGCUGGACGUGGCCCCUCUGGGUUUGGUGGUGGAAGGUGCUAAGGAAGUGGAAGUGACUGACUCGAGAGCUGCCUCUGAGCUGUACUUGCAGGCCACAGGGGCUGAGGGCAGAGACUGCCCCCUGAUGCAAGUAUUGGCUGGUGAGGUUACUGGUGAGGAAGAGGAGGGCUCUCUGCCUUGGACUAUCUCAUGGCUCCUGGAAGGAAACAACUACAGUGGCCUACUUCUUCAUCUGGACCCCCAAGGUACCUCCCGGAGUUUGCUCCAGGCAGCUUUGUCCGGGGCCUUGGAAAGGAGAAUGCGGGCAAAACAGGUGAGGCCCACCCUGUGGGAUGCGGUGGAAGAGGCUCGAGCCCGCAGGGCUGGCCUGAAGACUCUGCGUUUGAGCCUCCUCGGGGACACACUGACGAUCAGUGGGCUUGGCCAGCUGGGCAGGGCACUGCGGGAGCUACAGCAUGUGACAGACUUGAUAACAAGCCAGAGCCCCGGCCUCAAGCAGUGCCUAAAGGUGGAUCUGGGGCCUGGGGCUUUGGGAGACAGGGGUCUUCUUCAGCUAUGUUGUGAUUAUUUCUCUAUUCCUUUAGCAGCAAGAACAGCAUCUUUAGGAUCUAGGUUCCAACCAAAGCAACUUUCUGGGAACACCGAGGAACAGGACCAACAGGCUCCAGAUGUGGCCUUGCAGUUCUCCCUGGCCCAGGCUCAGAGGCAGAGACUACGAGAGCAGCAUCAAAUCUGGAUCCAAGAGAAGCUGAAACAUUUGGAAACACUGGAGGAGGUGGCAGAAGAGCAGAACAAAGGCCUGGUGCCUGAAGACGAGGCCUGCGAGACAAAGACAAGGUGGCACCGGGAACGGACAGUGCUGAGACUCCAGCUAGAAGCCCUGCAGGAGGAGAGGGACAGAGCAGAGCAGGACCUGGCAGCUCUCUACGACCUGCAUGUGCAGGCUGCCCGAGCUCGGACAUGCCACAUGUUGCAGGUAUUCCGAGCCUGGCAGAAGCUGUGGGAAGAGCAGGCCAGGACCACAGAGCACCGUCAUCGCAACCUGUUGGCUGGCGUCCUGCAAGACACCAUCAACUUGGCCACACAGAACCAGGAGCUCCAAGCCCAGAAUUGGCAGCUUCAGCACGAGGCAGACUAG
This is a messenger RNA of Ochotona princeps (American pika), 1494 nucleotides long. RefSeq lists its product as uncharacterized. Lineage: Eukaryota; Metazoa; Chordata; Mammalia; Lagomorpha; Ochotonidae. The coding region runs from base 1 to 1494 and encodes 497 amino acids. The record is from RefSeq and is a predicted model, not a curated record. The transcript is spliced from 11 exons.